AUGGCCCAGAAGUGUUGGAAAUGUUGCAAGCCACGAGUUCUUACCUUCGACGAAUUCCUUUCCAUUCCACCAUGCACAACUGGCAAGCACUCUACGACAGAUAUUCCUCCAACCAUUGAGAAGAAGCAAGGAGAGCAAGACGUAUCCGAAAGUUCAGCGCCUACUGUAAAGCCAAUUGCACCUGAAGCUUCACGAGCUCCCAUUUCCGCGCCUCAGCCAACAGCCACACCACCACCUCCCCCACCAGAGUCAGAAGACGACGAUCCCAGCCUCGAAAUACCAAAGGGCAAGAUUUGCAGAAGAAAAGCGUGCGGUCAAUCAUAUACUGGAAAUAGAGAAGGAGAGAAAUGCGUGUAUCAUCCUGGAGCACCCAUAUUUCAUGAAGGCAGCAAGGGUUAUACCUGUUGCAAGCGGAGAGUAUUGGAAUUUGAUGAGUUUAUGAAGAUUGAGGGCUGCAAGACGAAAGAUAGACAUCUGUUCGUCGGAAGUGGAGAGAAGAGUAAAGCCAAAACUGGAGGGGAAGAGGUGCUAGAAACAGUCCGUCAUGACUUCUACCAAACUCCAACAUCUGCAAUCGCGUCCUUUUUCCUGAAGAAGAUCAACAAGGAGAAGGCUGUAGUAGAAUUCUCCAAGACCGAACUCAACCUCGACCUCGUUACGACAGAUGCCCUACCUAAGCGAUACAAAACCGUGGUUCCAUUAUUUGGUUCAAUCGAUACAGAAGCGUCAUCAUUCAAGAUAAUGGGAACGAAGCUGGAGGUAAAUUUUGUGAAGGCGGAUGGUAGCUCGUGGCCAGUCUUGAGAAGCGACGAACCUGUGAGGGAAAUCAUUCAAAUGGGAAAGGCUGGACGAGCGACGUGA
Molecule: messenger RNA, 861 nt
Organism: Glarea lozoyensis ATCC 20868
Lineage: Eukaryota; Fungi; Ascomycota; Leotiomycetes; Helotiales; Helotiaceae
Product: HSP20-like chaperone
Exons: 3
Coding region: 1-861 (286 amino acids)
Source: RefSeq, a predicted model, not a curated record